UCUCCAUUUCCAAUGCAAACACAUAUAGAAAAAGCAUUAGUCAUAAUAAAAUGUAAUUGAAAUUAUGAAUUCACUUUCUAUGGUCUCGUAAUACUUAAUAGCAAAAUUUUAUAACAAAAAAAUUGCGAAAGAUAAGCCAGUUGCAAAAUAAAACUAAAAAGGUUUACAUAGAUACGAAAACUUACCGGCGUUUUAAUAUCGCAGUUCCGUCAGUGAAAAUUGUGAAGCUAUUAAUUUGAAAAACAUUAAAAAUAUACUCAGCUGCCGAGAUGGCUUCCAAAGUGAUGGUGAAGUUGCCCUGUACGUCGUUCGCACAAGUAAACAAACCCGGAAGCAUAAAGGAAGGUUUAGUCGUAACUGGAGGAAGAAAUGAUAAUGGAAAUUACCAUUUGGAAAUGCAGAAUGGAAAUAAAAUUAGUAGAAUCGCCCAACUCGAACAGAAUAUUCGAUUCUUGCAGCAACAGCAUCAACAAAUGCUCGACGGUCUUCACAAGGAGAUUGACAAUUUAAGAUGCAGGAAUAGAGAACUGCUGUUUCAUCUAAUUUUCACUAAAGGAUCUGUGCCAAGUCCUUUAUCAACUCCUGAUGAAGAUGUAGAAUCCAAGGUUAGUCCUAAGAAUACAAUUCCUCUCCAAGUGGAAUUGUUGGAAAAGGAACUAACUGAGCUAAAACUGCAACUGCAAGAGAGCGAAAAUCAAAACGCUUAUUUAUCUGCUAUUGUCGAAGAGCAAAAGAAAAAGCUCGAACGCUACGCAAGAGAAAGAGAACGAGAUUUGGAACGUGUAUCCAAACCAGAUCCUGAACUUCUGCAUAAAUUGGAUGACGCAGAAGCUUUGAUUCGUCGAUUGCGUCGGGAGAAUUCAGAACUGCGCAGGGAGCAGGCAAACAUCCCCACUCCCUCCUCCAAUUCAAGCGAAUCUUAUCGCCAGAGGGACAGGGGUAAUUACCACAACCAGCGUCCGGGAUCAACCGAGAAUAAAGGUAACAGGCAUCGUAACAACGGAGGUGGGAGGUCUAACUAUAAGGGAAACUGGUUUCCCCCGCUACACACGCAAAGUUAUUGGCAUGGUGGCAGGGCAUCAGACAAAGGUGGAGACGAUGGAGAGGCCGGCACAUCUUUCCCGAAUCUCACCCAAGGAGGGGGAGGAGGACAUUACCAGAAUAGGAGGGGAUCCAAUAAUAAUCGGUACAACAUAACUGACGGGAGGAAAUACGAAGGCACGCCGAAUAAAGGCAAAAGGAGAAGUUAAAUGUGCUUUUAUUGUUUAUUAGAAAAUCUUUAAAUUUGUCAUACUUGAAGAAAGAUGCAUACAAUGUAACCGCUCCGUGAAGGUUUUGAUUUCUAUAUACGUAGACACACACACACACACACAAACACUCACACACAUACACAUCCCUCAGAAA
Agrilus planipennis (emerald ash borer) is the source of this 1404-nucleotide messenger RNA. Its product is annotated as coiled-coil domain-containing protein 92. The record is from RefSeq and is a predicted model, not a curated record. The coding region runs from base 270 to 1250 and encodes 326 amino acids. Lineage: Eukaryota; Metazoa; Arthropoda; Insecta; Coleoptera; Buprestidae. The transcript is spliced from 6 exons.